Sorex araneus (European shrew) is the source of this 5442-nucleotide messenger RNA. RefSeq names its product drosha ribonuclease III (gene DROSHA). Lineage: Eukaryota; Metazoa; Chordata; Mammalia; Eulipotyphla; Soricidae. Gene Ontology annotation, molecular function: double-stranded RNA binding; ribonuclease III activity. The coding region runs from base 302 to 4489 and encodes 1395 amino acids. Gene Ontology annotation, cellular component: nucleus. Gene Ontology annotation, biological process: regulation of gene expression; pre-miRNA processing; rRNA processing. The transcript is spliced from 35 exons. The record is from RefSeq and is a predicted model, not a curated record.
CGCUGCUCUUUGCUUUUGUAAUUCCUGGGGUUUCCUCUUCCGGAGGCGCGGGUGGCGCCGCGGGCUCGGCGGCCGCGUUACAGCGCGGGCUUUGCACGGACGGCGAUCGCGUGGCUCCAGAGCCUUUGGAUGCGCUCCCCGGGAGUGUGAAGGAUGCAGAGAUGACUGUGAACCAACCCAAGGCAGCAGGGAGCUAAUUGCUCGGGGCAGUUAGACAUGUGCACUCAUGGCUCUUACUCGAGACAGACUCUGAGCGUCUGUCCUCGGUGGAAGAUGUGGCAUAUCUAGGUAGUUCGGGACGAUGCAAGGCAAUACGUGCCACAGGAUGUCAUUCCACCCAGGACGCGGGUGUCCCCGAGGAAGGGGGGGCCCCGGGCCCCGACCCUCCACCCCCGCUUUUAGGCCUCAGAACCUGCGACUGCUCAACCCCCAGCAGCCGCCCGUGCAGUACCAAUACGAGCCCCCCAGCGCCCCCUCAGCCGCCUUCUCCAGCUCCCCGGCCCCCAGCUUCCUGCCGCCCCGGCCCGACUACGUGCCCUUCCCCCCGCCCGCGCCCCCCUCGGCCCAGGGCCCGCUGCCGCCCUGCCCGGUCCGGCCCCCCUUCCCCAGCCACCAGAUGAGGCCCCCCUUCCCCGUGCCCCCCUGCUUCCCCCCCAUGCCGCCCCCCAUGCCCUGCCCCAACAACCCCCCGGUGCCCGGAGCACCCCCGGGCCAGGGCGGCACGUUCCCGUUCAUGCUGCCGCCCCCCUCCGUGCCCCACCCGCCGCCGCCCGUCCUGCCCCAGCAGGUGAACUACCAGUACCCGCCGGGGUACUCGCAUCACAGCUUCCCGCCCCCCAGUUUCAGCGGCUUCCAGAACAGCCCCAGUUCCUUCCCGCCCAGCGCCAGCGGCGGGGGUGGCGGGGGCAGCGGGGGCGGCAGCGGGGGCAGCGGCGGCGGGGGCGGCAGUAGCGGCAGCGGCAGCCCCCACUUCAGGCACCUGCCGCCCUACCCGCUCCCCAAGGCGCCCAGCGAGCGGCGGUCCCCCGAGCGCCUCAAGCACUACGACGACCACCGGCACCGGGAGCACAGCCACGGGCGCGGCGAGAGGCACCGCUCGCUGGAGAGGCGCGAACGCGGCCGCAGCCCCGAGCGCCGCCGGCCCGACAGCCGCUACCGGCCCGACUACGAGCGCGGCCGGACGCCGUCGCGGCACCGGAGCUACGAGCGCAGCAGAGAACGGGACCGGGAGAGACACCGUCACCGGGACAGCCGAAGAUCGCCUUCCCUGGAGAGGCCCUUCAGUAAGGAGUAUAAGAAGUCAGGAAGGAGUUACGGUUUGCCAGCGACUCCAGACCCCGCUGGAUGCGCACCAGAAUUACCUGGGGAGAUUAUUAAAAAUACAGAUGCCUGGGCCCCAGCUUCAGAGUCCAUGAAUCACCGUUCCCCGAGUAGAGAGAAGAAGAGAGCGCGCUGGGAGGAAGAGAAAGACAGGUGGAGUGACAGCCAGGGCUCCGGCAAGGAGAAGAGCUUCACCUCGAUCAAGGACAAGGAUCCCGAGGAGACUCUGGCUGACAAAAAUGAGGAGGAGGAGGAGGAACUUCUGAAGCCCGUGUGGAUCCGCUGCACCCACUCCGAGAACUACUACUCCAGUGACCCCAUGGACCAGGUGGGGGAUUCUACGGUGGUCGGGACCAGCCGACUACGUGACUUGUACGACAGGUUCGAGGAGGAGCUGGGGAGCAGGCAGGAGAAGGCCAAGGCCGCCAGGCCCCCGUGGGAGCCCCCCAAGACCAAGCUGGAUGAGGAUCUCGAGAGCUCCAGUGAGUCCGAGUGCGAGUCCGACGAGGGCAGCACCUGUUCCAGCAGCUCCUCCGACUCGGAGGUGUUCGACGUCAUCGCGGAAAUCAAACGCAAGAAGGCCCAUCCCGACCGGCUGCACGACGAGCUGUGGUACAACGACCCCGGGCAGAUGAACGACGGCCCUCUCUGCAAGUGCAGCGCCAAGGCGAGGCGCACCGGGAUCAGGCACAGCAUUUACCCCGGAGAGGAGGCCAUCAAGCCCUGCCGCCCCAUGACCAACAACGCCGGCCGCCUCUUCCACUACCGGAUCACGGUCUCCCCACCCACAAACUUCUUAACCGACCGGCCGACUGUGAUAGAGUACGACGAUCAUGAGUACAUCUUCGAAGGCUUCUCCAUGUUCGCGCACGCCCCCCUGACCAACAUCCCGCUGUGUAAAGUCAUCCGGUUCAACAUAGACUACACGAUUCACUUCAUCGAAGAAAUGAUGCCUGAGAAUUUUUGUGUGAAAGGACUUGAACUCUUUUCAUUAUUCCUAUUCAGAGAUAUUUUGGAGUUGUAUGACUGGAAUCUGAAAGGUCCUUUGUUUGAAGACAGCCCUCCCUGCUGCCCGAGAUUUCAUUUCAUGCCACGCUUCGUGCGGUUCCUCCCAGACGGAGGGAAGGAAGUCCUGUCCAUGCACCAGAUCCUCCUGUACUUGCUCCGCUGCAGCAAAGCCCUGGUUCCUGAGGAGGAGAUCGCCAACAUGCUUCAGUGGGAAGAGCUCGAGUGGCAGAAAUAUGCCGAGGAGUGCAAAGGCAUGAUCGUGACCAGCCCCGGAACGAAACCAAGCUCUGUCCGUAUCGAUCAACUGGAUCGUGAACAGUUCAACCCUGAUGUGAUCACUUUUCCGAUUAUCGUCCACUUUGGGAUACGCCCUGCACAGUUGAGUUAUGCAGGAGACCCACAGUACCAGAAACUGUGGAAGAGCUACGUGAAACUCCGCCACCUCCUAGCAAAUAGCCCCAAGGUCAAACAGACGGACAAGCAGAAGUUGGCACAGAGGGAGGAAGCGCUCCAGAAAAUCCGGCAGAAGAACACGAUGAGGCGGGAAGUAACGGUGGAGCUCAGCAGCCAGGGAUUCUGGAAAACCGGCAUCCGCUCCGACGUCUGCCAGCACGCAAUGAUGCUGCCCGUUCUGACCCAUCACAUCCGCUACCACCAGUGCCUGAUGCACCUGGAUAAACUGAUAGGCUACACUUUCCAGGACCGCUGUCUCCUGCAGCUGGCCAUGACUCACCCGAGCCAUCAUUUAAACUUCGGAAUGAAUCCCGAUCACGCCAGGAACUCCUUGUCCAACUGUGGAAUCCGGCAGCCCAAAUACGGAGACAGGAAAGUUCACCAUAUGCACAUGCGGAAAAAAGGGAUUAACACUUUAAUAAACAUUAUGUCACGACUGGGACAAGACGACCCCACUCCGUCAAGGAUCAAUCACAACGAGCGGCUGGAGUUCCUGGGCGACGCGGUGGUUGAAUUUCUGACCAGUGUCCACUUGUACUACUUGUUUCCCAGUCUGGAGGAAGGAGGCUUGGCCACGUACCGGACAGCCAUCGUGCAGAACCAGCACCUGGCCAUGCUCGCCAAGAAACUUGAACUGGAUCGAUUCAUGCUUUAUGCUCACGGACCUGACCUUUGUAGAGAAUCUGACCUGCGACAUGCAAUGGCUAACUGUUUUGAAGCCUUAAUAGGAGCUGUUUACCUGGAGGGAAGCCUGGAGGAGGCCAAACAGCUAUUUGGACGCUUACUCUUCAAUGAUCCGGACCUGCGUGAAGUCUGGCUCAACUACCCUCUCCACCCGCUCCAGCUGCAGGAGCCCAACACCGACCGGCAGCUGAUUGAGACCUCGCCAGUCCUCCAGAAGCUGACGGAGUUCGAAGAAGCCAUCGGAGUCAUUUUCACUCACGUGCGGCUUCUGGCCCGAGCAUUCACGCUGCGAACUGUGGGCUUCAACCACCUGACCCUAGGCCACAACCAGAGGAUGGAGUUCCUGGGUGACUCUAUAAUGCAGCUGGUGGCUACGGAGUAUUUGUUCAUUCACUUCCCUGAUCAUCAUGAAGGACACCUAACUCUGCUGCGGAGCUCUCUGGUGAACAACAGGACGCAGGCCAAGGUGGCGGAGGAGCUGGGCAUGCAGGAGUAUGCCAUCACCAACGACAAGACCAAGAGGCCCGUGGCGCUGCGCACCAAGACCUUGGCGGACCUCUUGGAAUCGUUUAUCGCCGCCCUCUACAUCGAUAAGGACUUGGAGUACGUUCACACUUUCAUGAAUGUUUGCUUCUUCCCGCGAUUAAAAGAGUUCAUUUUGAAUCAGGACUGGAACGAUCCCAAAUCCCAGCUGCAGCAGUGCUGUUUGACUCUCCGGACAGAAGGCAAGGAGCCGGACAUCCCUCUCUACAAGACUCUGCAGACCGUGGGGCCAUCCCAUGCCAGGACCUACACGGUGGCCGUGUACUUCAAGGGUGAAAGGAUAGGCUGUGGGAAAGGACCGAGUAUUCAGCAAGCGGAAAUGGGAGCAGCAAUGGAUGCACUUGAGAAAUAUAACUUUCCCCAGAUGGCUCAUCAGAAGCGGUUCAUCGAACGGAAAUACCGACAAGAGUUAAAAGAAAUGAGGUGGGAAAGAGAGCAUCAAGAGAAGGAGCCAGAUGAGACCGAAGACGUCAAGAAAUAGAGGCCACAGAGGUGGGGGUGUAGUUACUUGCUUAAUAACUGUGACUGGAGCCCAUUGGGACCUACCCUAGUUCUCCUCCAGACAAUGAAUGAAGUGUAACCCUGUGGCAAUCCAACGCAGAAUCAAAUCGGUAUUGUGGUUGCAUUGAUCAACUACCCUGCUUUUUAUAAUCCAGUGGGUCUUUCUUAUCAAGCGUUUGAUUUUUAACUUCUGUUUAGUGGGAAGCGUUCGUUUGGGUGGGUGUUCGCUCAUUCAGCGUAAAGCUCGAGCCCGGUGAUGCAGAGUGGAAUGGUUCCUGUUCAGUCUCUCUCUGAGACUGUCUCUGCAGACCUGGAGAGGAGGAGAGAAAAAUCUGUUUUCCUGAACUUCUGGACAAUACUCUGCUAUUGUCUGUACUUUUUUGGAGGGAAAUUCACCAGAUUUUUUUCCCCGCUGGGUAUUGAUCAUUUAAACAUGGAUCUGGCCGUCGAUCAUCUUCUCAGUAGCCCGUGUGGAGUCUGCCCUCCCUCUCGGUAUGGAGACUUUUGUGAAUGGGAUUCCUUUUGUGAAUGGGGUUCCUUUCAUGAAUGGGAUUCCUUUUCUCUUUCGCUGGUGAAGGGGCAGCUGGGAGUGGGAAAGGCUGGUCUUGCCGUCCUGUGUAAUCUUUGAAUCAUUAGUAUAGGCGAGAAGUGAUUGGAAACCAGACAACAUUUGGAAUGAAGUUGUAAGCCAGCAUCUCUAGACAGUUUCAUGGAAGUCUCAGAACCUUCUGAAACGAAUGAUCCUUAGUUCCAGCUGUUUGUUUGGUGGGGGGUGGGGGUGUGAGAUGGGGUAAAGGAGGGCUCCUAGGUUUUAUCAGUUCAAAGUGCUCCCAGCGGUCAAGGGCUAAUGUGACCCGAAGACAUGGACUUUUUUAAGUGUUAUUUUAAAUUGAACACCAUCGGUUUCUUAUUAAUAAAGGCGAAGCUUCUUUA